Mya arenaria is the source of this 3240-nucleotide messenger RNA. RefSeq names its product plexin-A4-like. Gene Ontology annotation, biological process: semaphorin-plexin signaling pathway involved in axon guidance; regulation of cell migration. Gene Ontology annotation, cellular component: semaphorin receptor complex. The transcript is spliced from 19 exons. Lineage: Eukaryota; Metazoa; Mollusca; Bivalvia; Myida; Myidae. The coding region runs from base 266 to 3073 and encodes 935 amino acids. Gene Ontology annotation, molecular function: protein binding; semaphorin receptor activity. The record is from RefSeq and is a predicted model, not a curated record.
CUGUUUAUUUGACUUAAAUUUCAAAAGACGACAGAUGAAAUAAUGUAGAAAAGGCUGCAAGCAAUUUUCCUGAGGCAGAGACAGUAUGCACACUUUAAGAAAGGAACAUAGCUCUGGAUUAAAAAAUAUUAUAAUUACUUUGUUAUUCCCCCUAUAUAUCUGGAUAGGGAAAUAAAUUCAAGACCGCCUUUCAAACAGACGUACAAAGCAUUUAGGCCAUUCUAAAUCACUUCUGGAUUCAAUCAGACACACAUUCAACUGCACCAUGUCAAGAAGUUUGACAGCUGUAUAUUUCGGUUUGAUCUUGUUGUCACUGCAAAAUGUAGCCGAACAACUAAGCUUUCAUCCAGACAAUGAUGUGCUUUCAAAACUUGCUGUCUUUGAGGAGUACUUUUUUAUUGGAGGAGGGAAGAAUUUGUAUAAAUUGAACGCUACCUUAGAACAUGAAGAAACUAUACAAACGUGUACGUCAAACUGUACAAACAGUGUAAACCAGUUACUUCUGAUAAACGAGAACAAAAGAAAAGUUGUUAUCUGUGGCACUGGGAAUGAUGGACUUUGUAGCCAGCUAGAUCUGUAUAAAUUAGGAGGAGAACAUAAAACUGGCAGUUUGAAAGUACCUGUAGAUCCUCGUUUUCCAGCAGUUGGUCUUGUCACUGAAGAUCACAAAGAAUUGAUGGUGGCUCGCUCAGUUUGUGCCAAUGACACCUUUUUAAAGGAAACGAAUAUCAAAGUUAUUGCCAGUUGGAAUUUUGAAGAAAUGAAAAUACCAGAUGGUUUAGGAGAGCCAGGUUCAAAGAAGUUUUUAAAACUCAAGACAUCUCCAUCAAGUGAUCCCCUAUUUUGCAUAAAGUAUCUUCAAGUUUUAGAACAUAGCAAUUUUUCCUACUUUUUUACCAAUCAAAAUAAGUAUUUUCACACCCAAGAUAAAGUUUCGAAGGUAGCAAGAAUUUGUCAGAAGGAUGCAUCCUACCAGACAUAUAUAGAUGCAGAAAUCACUUGUCAAGUUGGACACGAUAGUUAUAAUAUUUUGACUGAUGCUGUGCUUGUAAAUGAUAAAGUGUUUGCAUCAUUUUCAAAGUCAAAUGGACGCAAAAGUAUUAUUUGCUUUAAAGACAUACGACAAUUAAAAUCUUCUUUAGAUGGUGAAAAGCUGGAUUUUAUUAAUGGGAGAUGUGUUUUAGAUAUUAAUCUAAGUUAUCUAGAUUAUGACAACAAAUAUCAAGAAUGCUCUAAUCCACAAAAUUUGACAAAAAUUGCUUUCCAAGAAUUCACAUGUGAUGCUGAUAUUGGUGAUAUCACUGAUUUUUACCAACGUGUGAUUGGAAAAAGAACAAUACCAUUUAAAAACAGUUCUCACAUCAUUGAUGGAUAUAUUACCAAAUUGUUUACAACAACUGUCAAUCAAAAAACAAUUAUUCUAGCUGGUACGGAUUCAGGACACGUGAUUCAGUUUUCUAUCUUAGAAGAUGACUCGCUGCACAAAUACGAUACAAGUAGUGUACCUGUACGGACCAGCAGAGAAGAUAAUCAAAUAUAUGACCUCUACCACUUCCCCGAUGGAAAUGCAUUAUAUGCAUUAACAAAAUCCAAGAUUUCCAAAAUAAAUGCAAGGUCUUGCUCUGAGACUGGCGUAUCGGUAUGCAUACACUCUGAAACAAUGAAGUUGAAAGACCCUCACUGUGGUUGGUGUGUUUUCAAACACAAGCUCUCAGAAAUGUCUAUAUGCAAUGACACAUGGAUUUCAUCUGUUGAUGGGUGCAUAACACUAUCUAUAAGCCCACAGGGAGUAAAAGUUGGGGAAAGCACUGCUAGCAUUUCAAUUAACCCUGACAAGCUCCCAAUUGCAAAUUAUACCUGUGCAAUUUAUGACAAAAAUGCGACAGCUAGAAGCAACGGCUCUUCCCUGACCUGUUCCGUUGAUGUGUCAGAAAUUUCAGCAAAUCAUCGUUACACGACAUUUGGACUGUACGAAAAAACUAAAAAUGUUCUUGUUGCUGAAACACCUUUUCUAUUCUUCAAUUGUUCAGUGUACAGCAAGUGUGGUCAAUGUGUUAAAAAAGCUGGAGCUCAAUGUUCGUGGUGUCCAGUACAAGGUGUUUGUGUUGACGAGGAGGGAAAUUGCACAAACAGUGGAGACCCAAGGAUGAAUUGGCAGGUUAAUCAGACCGAUGGUUGUCCACGAUUGAAGAACAACAAUGAGCAUUUAUACAUUCAUAAUGGGCAAAAAGAAACUGUACAUAUUAAGGUGGAAAACCUUGAUAAUACGAACCAUCUACAGGGGAUACUUGUUGAGUUUUCUAACAACAAUGAGACCUGUAAUUAUACUGAUGAUCAGAUUUCCUGCAGUUUGAACUAUGAGGGAACAGAAGUGGUUCAGAAGAAAAAUCAAGUUACAAUAAGGUUGUUUUAUCUGUAUGAAAAUUCAACUAGUGAAUUUGAAGAUGACUUUAAUAAUACAGUUACUGUCUAUGAUUGUGGUGAGCUUGGCAAAAGAGGCUGCAACUUUUGUAAAGCGCUAUCUUGUCGUCACUUUAAAUGUCAUUGGAACAAUUCUACAAAAUCUUGUGCAUUCACAAGUUCAUGUGGUUGUGCAAGGAAUAACACUAGUCGAAACAAAUGUAAUUCAGACUGUCCAGAUCCAAACAUAACAGAGAUAUCUCCAGACGACGGCCCAUUAACUGGAUUUGUCAGUGUGACUGUCAUUGGUAAUGAACUGGGAGUAAAUACUCAAAAUCUCACUGAAAUUUCAAUAUGCGGUAAAAAAAGCGACGAAAGGACACUUCAAGUUUGGGAUGACUCUGAAGACAAAUCUGAUUUUGAUUUGAAAGUUCGAACUGGUUUUAUUUACUAUGCCAAUACCAAAGGGACAGAUUCCAAUCAAUUAUGGUUUAAUCUUGGAGGUCAUUAUUAUAAGUUGCCUGUUGCUUUCAAACUCAAGAACUCAAUUUUGACAGAUUUUUCCCCAAAAUCAGGCCUCGAAGCCGGUGGCACAAGAGUUACACUUUAUGGUUCAGACCUAGGUAUUGGAAACCAAGUGGUAGAAAAGAUAUCUAUAGGGACAGGUGGUUAAGUACAACCAAUAGGAACAACUCCUGAGAGUUAUACUAUUGAGUUCUCAACUAAAAGGCAUGACGCUGAUGAGGUUUUCUUUACAUUUACCUUAAAUGGAGUCACUUUCAACCCAAAUUCGCCGUUUACUUAUCUUAAAGACCCAGACAUUGUGGGAAUAAAACCAGC